Messenger RNA from Triticum turgidum subsp. durum (durum wheat), 519 nucleotides. The record is from the annotation of a GenBank genome assembly. NCBI's taxonomy places the organism in Eukaryota, Viridiplantae, Streptophyta, Magnoliopsida, Poales, Poaceae.
AUGGGCAGAUCUGCAAUUUCUCAGGCCCUCCCGGUGCACCAGGAGGACGAAGACCUGUUCGAGACCUCGUCAUCCUUCUCCUGCGACUCCGACGACGAGGCCCAGUUCUCGGACGGCGAGGACCAGUUUGUGCCGGCUUCCCCGCCGGUGCGGAGACUCAACUCUGACAGCGUCUACGAUCUGUCGUCCAUCAAGGCUGAGCUCUCCGCCAAGAAAGGAGGGUUGUCCAAGUACUACGACGGGAAGUCCCAGUCGUUCGCGUGCAUGUCCGAGGUGAGGUGCCUGGAGGAUCUACCCAAGAAGAGCCCCUACAAGAAGAUCAAGUCAUGCAGGAGCAACAUCAAUCUAGACGGAAACCAGAGAGAUUGCCCCGUAACUGGUUCUAACAACAGCAAAGGAAUCGCCAAGCAGAGCUCUGCGAGUUCCUGCGCGAAUCUGAUGAUGGCGCGGACCAGCAGCGCCAACAUGCUCUACAGGCCUCCGGCGAUCCCUGUUAACAAGAGCGCGUGCCACCAGUAG